AUGUCGGAAAACGAUCGCUUAAUUACAGAAACAAGGGGAAUUCAACACACUCGAAUAGCAGUAGAAGAUGUUUGUCGGGCUUUCAGAGUUCAAAAUACAAUAUACGCUUACUCAAAUCACUUCAUUACGCAGAGCCGACCGUACUUUCGACGACAGCUACCGACUUACAUCGACUGCGUAUGCUUUCUGUGGUGGGCGAUGUUUUGGGCGCCUUGGCUUGGUGCCUUGGCUCACAAAGGAGGUUAUUACAAAGGUGUACCAUUUUACUGUUUCUCUGAUUGUGUAAUUUUCAUUGGAAUCUUCUGCCAGCACGAGAUUGUCAACAGAAAAUCGCUUCGGAUUGUCUUGACACAGCCUGUUCUCGACGGGCAACAGAAGUUAAACGCGCUGUACGAAGUGACAGUCACAGAAUUGCAAGGAAUGGCUCUACAAAAUUACCGGGCUGGAAUUGGGUUCGUUCAUGUGUCGGAAGGAAAAGUGAAAUUCCAAGCCUUUAAUCGCAAAGCUGAACAGGCGAUGAUCUGUGCAAGAAAGACAUCACGAUGCAUGCUAAUUCUU
Molecule: messenger RNA, 558 nt
Organism: Pocillopora damicornis (cauliflower coral)
Lineage: Eukaryota; Metazoa; Cnidaria; Anthozoa; Scleractinia; Pocilloporidae
Source: RefSeq, a predicted model, not a curated record